CAGUGAUCUCCUAAUGUAUGUCCAUGUUCAAAUUAGGAGAUUUCCACAUUUCAAGUUUAUAUUAAUAUGUAUAGAAUUUCUUUACAAAAUAGGCAGAGAGGAAACUUACAACUUGAAAGUUGUAAUAUUACAUUGGACAUUUCCUAAAUCACCUAGGUAACAAGGGAGAAAGAACACAUAGUAGUACAAAACACAUUCAGAACAGAGACAUCUGAGAGCACAGUCAGUCAAAACAAGUAACCUUGAGGGAAAUGGCUCAACAAACACAGAUAAGAGAGUUGCCCUUGAUCUGGAUGAGGAAGUUCCUUACACCCUUAGUACUCUUAGAUAUUGAUAAAGAUGGAGUUAUGGGAUAUGAGGAUCAUAUGCAAAUGGCAGAAUCCAUAAUAAAAGCAGGUAACCUGACAGGGGAGGCAAGAGAUGGCAUAUACAAAAUCUAUAAGCAUUAUUGUGAAUCAGGAACUUCACAAGAUAUUGCCAAUUCUUCUUCAUUGGCAAAUCAACUUUUAACAAUUUGGAAGGAGAGAGAUAAUCCCGAAACAGUAGGAAAGCUGUUUGAAAUGUUCUCAAGAAGUUGUGAGGUAUUAUGUCUGGACUCUUCAGGUUUCAUGACAUUUGACAACUACAUGAUAUUUUGGAAUGCAUUGGGCAUUGAUAAAAGAUUUGCGAGAAUGCAGUUUGACUACAUUGAUACAAAUGGCGAUGGAUUGAUAAGCCGAGAGGAGUUUGCAAAGGCAUUUAUAGAUUAUAUGUUGAACAUAGAUGAAAACACUUCCAACCGCUUCUUUGGACCACUCAUCAACUAUUAAUACUUAGACUGCACUCAAUUCUGUCAAUUUCCCUGAAUUUUAAAUGAGAAUGGAUAGCACACUUGAGGUAUAAAUGCCAGCACCAGUCCUGUUACUUUUGGAACACCCUGUAUGUAUGAAAGUAAAAGUGACAAAAUGACACAAUAUACAAAUGAAUAUGAAUCUAACAGUAGGAAUAUUUUGUUUAUAGUUUUUAUAUAGUGUAAUUUUCCUGACCUGAGUGUACAGUGCAUUUCCUAUGAAGAUUUCUUUGUCUUUGGAAUGUCUCAAGGACAUAUCAAACUUUCUUAAUUUGGUUCUAUUUGGUCUAACAGUUCUACUACAAACACUAUGUACAAAAAUAGAUUUGAAUUCAUACUGUCUGACCUACUUUCUUGAAACCUCGACAUAUUUCUUAAGUGCAUUUUGAAUGGUUUUUGUAUAUGGCAUCUUGGUUGUUUG
Owenia fusiformis is the source of this 1250-nucleotide messenger RNA. NCBI's taxonomy places the organism in Eukaryota, Metazoa, Annelida, Polychaeta, Sabellida, Oweniidae. The record is from the annotation of a GenBank genome assembly.